Messenger RNA from Ogataea philodendri, 744 nucleotides. RefSeq lists its product as uncharacterized. Gene Ontology annotation, biological process: translation. The record is from RefSeq and is a predicted model, not a curated record. Gene Ontology annotation, cellular component: ribosome. Gene Ontology annotation, molecular function: structural constituent of ribosome. Bases 1 to 744 code for a protein of 247 amino acids. The transcript is spliced from 3 exons. NCBI's taxonomy places the organism in Eukaryota, Fungi, Ascomycota, Pichiomycetes, Pichiales, Pichiaceae.
AUGUCUUCAGCUCCUCUUCUUCAAACAACUCCUGGUAAGAGAAUCGCUCUGCCAACCAGAGUCGAGCCCAAAGUGUUUUUCGCCAACGAGAGAACGUUUCUCUCGUGGUUGAACUUCACUGUCAUUCUGGGCUCGCUGGCUAUCGGAUUGCUCAACUUCGGUGAUAAGGUGGGUAGAAUCUCAGCCUCUCUGUUCACACUGAUUGCCAUGGGAACCAUGGUUUACGCAUUGAUUACAUACCACUGGAGGGCCAGUGCUAUUAGAAGACGUGGAUCCGGACCGUACGAUGACCGGUUCGGCCCAACCAUGCUGUGUUUCUUCCUGCUGAUUGCGGUGAUUUCUGACGCCAUCACUAUCAGAACCAGAAAGGUCAUCACCAACCCGCUGUUGAACAGAAGACAAUUUGUCAUUGACGUGAUCCACCCAAACAGAGCCAACGUGUCCAAGGAUGAACUGAGAGACCAGCUUUCUGCCUUGUACAAGGUUGAGAAGGACUCUGUUUCCGUGUUCGGAUUCAGAACCGCUUUCGGUGGUGGAAAGUCCACUGGUUUCGGUCUUGUUUACAACUCUGUUGCCGACGCUAAGAAAUUCGAGCCAUCAUACAGACUUGUCAGAUACGGUCUUGCCCAAAAGGUUGAGAAGGCUUCGAGACAACAAAGAAAACAAAAGAAGAACAGAGGUAAGAAGGUCUUCGGUACUGAGAGAAAGGCCCAGAAGAAGGCUGCUAAGAGAAAUGCUGAUUAG